AUGCCACCAAAACUAUCCUACGGUCUUAACAUUCCAAAACAAACGAACAAAUUAUCAGCCCUAGGAGGAAGCCAGACCAAAUCACUAGCUGGCCAAAAGCGCAAGAAGACGAUAUUCGACGACUCUGACUCAGAGGGUGAACAGCAAGAAGGUCCAAGUCGCAAUGAUGAUAACAGCGCAAUUGAAAUAACCACAUUGGGAGGCCUUGAUGGCCAAGACCUGGAGGAAGAAGAGAAAAUAAAUAAGGAUGCUGCUCCACGCAAAGCUCCGCGGAGUACAGGGCUAUCAUUGUCAUCGGCAAAACCUCCCAAUGCCAGGAAUGGCUCCAAACCAUUUAAAGCCAGUAUAUUUGAUGAUGAGAACGAUGAGGGACAGCAGCAAGACCAGCAGCCGAAACCCACAAAAAAAUUCGGGUUACAAACAUCAGAACAACACCCGACGGAUAAAAAUUAUAUAAACCUAGCAGCCCUCCACUCGAGCCGCAAAUACGCAAAAGAAGCCGAAGCUAUCGAUCCCUCUAUAUAUUCCUAUGACGCCGUUUAUGACAGCAUUAAAGCGAAACGCGAGAAACCAAGCAAGGCAAAUGCUAAUGGCGACGGAGAUGAGGGCAGCUCAAAAUAUAUGGAUGCGUUGAUGCGCAGUGCUGAAGUGAGGAAACGAGAUCAAAUGCGAGCACGAGAUCGACUCUUGGCGAAGGAGCGUGAAGCCGAGGGUGACGAGUUCGCGGACAAGGAGAAAUUUGUAACGGCGGCGUACCGCGCACAGCAAGAGGAGGUCAAGCGGAUGGAAGAGGAGGAAGCGCAGCGAGAAAAGGAAGAGGAGGAACGGCGCAGGAAGAAUGGUGGCUCUGGAAUGAUGGGAUUCUAUCGCCAGAUGCUCGCUCGAGAUGAAGAGUCACACGGUGAAGUGAUGAAGGCUGCAGAGGAGGCAGCUCGAAAAGUCGCGGCGGGAGAAGUACCCACAACAGACACAGCAACCGAGGCAUCCACUGGAGAGAAGACAGAGGCACAAAUAGCCGCUGAACUGAACUCUCGGGGUGCUAAGAUUAUCGUCAACGAUGAAGGACAAGUAGUUGACAAGCGCCAGCUGCUCAGUGCCGGUCUCAAUGUUGCACCACCCAAACCGAAGGCAAAGCCUACCGAACCAACGCGCACAGGUCCAUCUACUACUGCAUUUCGUCCUGGUGGUGCUCGUGCUGGUGGCCCGUCAGUCGCGGCUAGAGAUGCUCAACGCGCUCGUCAAACCGAGAUGGUAGCAGCCCAGCUCGAGGAGAAAGCUAGACAAGAGGAAGAAGCUGAAAAGGCGCGACAGAAGGAAUUGGCAGAGAAGAAUCGUAGUCGCAAGACGGAGUCGGAUGUCUCUAGUGCUCGUGAACGUUACUUGGCCCGGAAGAGAGAGAGAGAAGCGCAGGCACAAAAUCAGGGAUAG
Messenger RNA from Talaromyces atroroseus, 1428 nucleotides. RefSeq lists its product as hypothetical. Gene Ontology annotation, biological process: regulation of alternative mRNA splicing, via spliceosome. The record is from RefSeq and is a predicted model, not a curated record. NCBI's taxonomy places the organism in Eukaryota, Fungi, Ascomycota, Eurotiomycetes, Eurotiales, Trichocomaceae. Bases 1 to 1428 code for a protein of 475 amino acids. The transcript has a single exon.